Molecule: messenger RNA, 1075 nt
Organism: Ipomoea triloba (trilobed morning glory)
Lineage: Eukaryota; Viridiplantae; Streptophyta; Magnoliopsida; Solanales; Convolvulaceae
Product: bZIP transcription factor 11-like
Exons: 1
Coding region: 450-914 (154 amino acids)
Biological process (GO): positive regulation of DNA-templated transcription
Cellular component (GO): nucleus
Molecular function (GO): DNA-binding transcription factor activity; transcription cis-regulatory region binding
Source: RefSeq, a predicted model, not a curated record
UAUACUUAGCUUUAUCAAGUCUAUAAAAUUCCAUCUCCAACACUAUCGAAAUCCUCUCCGAUAUACUUUCUUCCCACCAUCUCUCUCCCAACUUCUCAAAUCUUCAAUCCCUAAUUUCUCUCUCAAUCUCUGAUCUUUCAUCUCUUAGAUAUUUUGAUGUUCCGGCCGGACCGGCGAUCAUGUCUCCGGUGAUCAGCGAAGUACUCCUCUCAGGAUUGACCAUCUCCUCCACCCUCCGCCGCCGCACUCACUUGGUCCAAUCCUUCUCCGUCGCCUUCCUCCACUGGUUCUACGUCUUCUCAUGAACAACCUCCCCUAAUCAUCAUCGAUCACCAAAUUAAACCCUGCUAGGCCUUUUUAUUUCAUAUUUUCAAUCUCGAUCUUAAUUCAAUUGUUAGUACAUCAUAGCUAGCAUAUAUAUAUAAUAAAUUAUAAGAAACAUUAGCAUCAUGGCUUGUUCUAGUGGAAAUUGUUCAUCAGGAUCAAGCGAGGUGAAACUUGAGAGCGUGAAAUCGCGAGAAGAUUCGCAGAUGAUUAUGAUGAUGGAUCAAAGGAAGCGGAAACGCAUGAUAUCGAACCGGGAAUCGGCUAGGCGAUCGAGGAUGAAGAAGCAGAAGCUUCUGGAUGAACUAACGGCCCAGGUGAAUCAACUCGAGGCGGAAAACAGCCAUAUCCUGGCCAAUCUCGGCGUCGUGACUCGGCUUCGCCUGGAAGUCGAGGCCGAAAACUCGAUCCUCAUGGCUCAGGUGGCGGAGCUCAACCACCGCCUGCGCUCCCUCAACGAGAUCCUGAACAAUAUGAGUCCCAGCAAUAGUUCAAGUUGGGAUUAUGAUGAUGAUAUCGAUGAUGAUUUCUUCAAGCCAUGGAAUAUCAUCCCUCUCAUAGCUUCUCCUAAUGCUCUGGUUGAAUACUAAUGGCGGUUUAAAUUAUGUUCUAGAUCUAAUGCACAAGUGUUAAACUAUAAUGUUUGUACCAUGUCAAUUGUUAUAUCUUUUCUUUUUUAUGUAUAAUAAGCACCUUCUAAAUAUUAAAGUCAGUUAAAAUUAUGUUCAAUUUAUUGAAAGUACGCAUAAAA